AUGUUCAACAUUGAUAACAUCGUUCAGUGUGCUACUUCCAUUUCUUCGCUAUCUUCCAAUACAUCAUCAUCAACACCAUUAUAUCAUCCUCAUCCUACUCGUCAGAAUCAAACAUCAUCAGUAUUUCAUAUACCAUCUUUUGCAUCACCACUGUAUAAUACUCCACUACCACCUCAACAACAUCAUCAUCAUUCAUAUCCAUAUCAAUCUUAUUCACAAACAUUAUCACAAGAUGAAUGGUCUUUAAUAGUUUCAUUAAGAAUGAUGAACAAUCUAAGUGUAUUAUCACCAUUUCAACCGCCACCAUCUUCUGCAGUACAUCAACAAUCAGGUGAUGUAACAUCUCAUCAACCUUCUUCUUCUGAUCAAACUGGUCACCAGAUUCAACUAUCGACAUAUUAUGCAACAAAAGCUGCAGCUAUUCAUCCAUACACACCACCAUCACCACUACCAAUAACAACAACAACACCACCACCACCAACAACACCACCACCACCAACACCACCACGAACAACAACACCACCAACAACAACAACACCACAACAAUUACUAUAUGUUCAACAGACUCAAUGUCCCACUACACAAACACAGCAACUGUUAACAACAGCUGCUUCACAACCAUCAACAAUUUCAGCACAUACAGAACCUGAACAAGUAUCUUCGUCUUCACAAAUAUCAUCGUCACGACAAAUGUCUUCACCUCCACAAAUACAAUCUGGUCACCAGAACCAUUCACCUAUGCUACAACUACAGUCACAUUCUUCUCCUGCUUCACCACCACCAGCUAUUAUUUCACCAGUACAACAACACCAACGAAAAGUUUCAGAUCAAAGUAUAUCAGCUUCUCCUCAACAACAUCAAUCAACUCAUCCACAAACACCAACAAUCUUUCACUACAACCAAACGAUAACAGGACCAGCUGUUCAAUUACUUGAUCCAACAAAACCAUAUGAACUUGGAGAUACUAUUAAAAAUUGGUGGACGUGUUCAUCAAUAGUUAUCCGAUCAUCGGAUCCAACUGUGAAAAAUUAUUUUCGGAUUUAUUCUAUUCAAGGUGAACAUAUUCAUGAACCAGCACCAAACAAUAUUGAAGUUCGAAAAUUUAAACAUCGUAUAAGAGAGCGUUGUAGACAAGAAUUAUCUAGUCCACGAACAAUUUAUGAAGAUGAAUUGAAGAAAGGAAAAUAUUCAUCGGAAAUGUUAGCAGUUUUGCCAACAUUUUAUAAUAUGCAAGCACAGUUAUAUCAUAUUCGUCAAGAACAUUUACCACCAUCACCAACAGAUCCUAACUUCAUCCUACAUCCAGCAUUUACAUCUACAGACCAAGGUGAAAGAUUUUUAUUAUAUGACUCAAAUAAUGUUCAAGCACCAUAUGCACCAGCACCAAUUAAAGUCGGACGUCUUAUAAUCUAUGCUAGUGAUUUACAGUUGAAUAUUUUAUCGAAAUCGAAACGUAUUGGUAGUGAUGGUACAUUUGAAACAGCUGCACAGAUUACUCAUCAAAAUUAUAUAAUAAUGGGUGAAUAUGAAGAAAAACAUCCUGUACCAUUAGUUUUUUGUUUAUGCGAACAUAUGAAUUAUGAAACAUAUGAAUUAAUCAUACAAGUAUUAAAAACAGCUGUUAGUAAUUUAAAAUUAGAUUUUCAACCAACGUAUUGGAUGAGUGAUUACGAAGCUGCAUUAACAAAAGCUAUUAAACAAGAGCUACCAAAUACUAAAUUGCUUGGUUGUGCUUUUCAUUAUAAUCAAGCAAUCUAUCGCAAUAUUCAAACUAAAGGUUUACAAGAGGCUUAUCAAAAUGUUGAAGUAGUACGUCAAAUGCUUCGUCAAAUUAUGGCUUUGGCUUUUAUACCAAGUGAUCAAAUUAAAAUAGUGUACAAUGAUGUUAUUAAACCACAAUUAAGUAAUGUUCCCACAAGACCAACAUCUCUUCGUCAUAGUUUACGUAAUUUUUUAAAGUAUUACGAAUCAUACUGGUUAACAAAGAUUUAUAAAUUCUGUGUAUUUGAUCAACCAACACGGACAAACAACGAACUUGAAGGAUACAAUAAUAAAAUGAAUGUUCAGCUAACAGCUCAUCCACAUCUUUAUCGCCUUAUUAUAUGGUUUGAAAAAGAAGAAUUACUUGUACAACAAUUAGCAAUGAAAGUGAUUUCAGAUAUACCGGUGCAUAAACGAAAACGUGCACCAAUAACAGUUCUUGUUGAUAAUUCAUUACAAUCCUUAUGGAAUAGUUAUAAAGCUGGAACACUCACUCCAAAAGCAUUAUUAUUGGAAUCGUCAAAAUGGAUAGCAAGAAAAGCUUGA
Molecule: messenger RNA, 2307 nt
Organism: Rotaria sordida
Lineage: Eukaryota; Metazoa; Rotifera; Eurotatoria; Philodinida; Philodinidae
Source: the annotation of a GenBank genome assembly